Messenger RNA from Knipowitschia caucasica, 585 nucleotides. Lineage: Eukaryota; Metazoa; Chordata; Actinopteri; Gobiiformes; Gobiidae. The record is from the annotation of a GenBank genome assembly.
AUGCUCACACAGCACAACGUCACGGAGCCUCUGUCUAAACCUCCGCCUCCAGCGACCGCAAACAUCACCCUCCAAAACAGACGCCACAAUGGGACGCUUUUAAUGAGAGCUGUCCAAACACGUCAGUCUGCGUCUUGGUGGUGUUUGCGGCUGCGGGCGGUGGCUGUAAUCAGGUCAGGCUUGUGCAUAAGUGCCACAGAAGGGACAGGAUCCGUCACGCUGUCAGUGGACUGUCAACACAAUGUUCAGAAGGCUCAGUCCUCCAAGGUUCAGAAGGCUCAGUCCUCCAAGGUUCAGAAGGCUCAGUCCUCCAAGGUUCAGAAGGCUCAGUCCUCCAAGGUUCAGAAGGCUCAGUCCUCCAAGGUUCAGAAGGCUCAGUCCUCCAAGGUUCAGGAGGAUCAGUCCUCCAAGGUUCAGAAGGCUCAGUCCUCCAAGGUUCAGGAGGAUCAGUCCUCCGAGGUUCAGAAGGCUCAGUCCUCCAAGGUUCAGAAGGUUCAGUCCUCCAACGUUCAGAAGGCUCAGUCCUCCAACGUUCAGAAGGCUCAGUCCUCCAACGUUCAGAAGGCUCAGUCCUCCAACGUUUAG